Molecule: messenger RNA, 1014 nt
Organism: Haemonchus placei
Lineage: Eukaryota; Metazoa; Nematoda; Chromadorea; Rhabditida; Trichostrongylidae
Source: the annotation of a GenBank genome assembly
AUGAGUGCCAAGUUCUUCGUCACCAUCGCUACUGGCGCUUCAGCUAUUGCGAUUUUCGCCAGUUUGAUCUGUGUUGGUGUCAUUUUCCAAGACAUCAACAACCUCUACGAUGAUGUCAUGGAGGAUAUGCACGAAUUCAAAAUGAUUGCCAACCAAGCCUGGAAGGAAAUGGUGAUCCCGGCUCCUUCAUCUGGAAAUUCCGAGGUUGGAACGAUCUUCGGUCGUGACAAGCGUGCUGCUGGACAAUGCGGUUGCGCCGCACAACCCAACAACUGCCCUCCUGGACCACCAGGUCCUCCAGGAAAGGAUGGACUUGCAGGUGAAGACGGAGCGGACGGUGAGCCAGGAAGACCAGGUACCCCAGGAAUUGCAAUGAUGAACCCCAAGGAACCAACUGGAUGCAUCAAAUGCCCAGCUGGAGAACCUGGACCAGCUGGACCUGACGGACCUCAAGGACAACCUGGACCUGACGGUCAACCUGGAGCACCAGGAGCACCCGGAAAUAACGGUGCGCCAGGAGCACCAGGACCAAUGGGAGAUGCUGGUGCAGCAGGACAACCUGGAGCGCCUGGAACUCCUGGAGCUCCUGGACAGAACGGUAAACGCGGUCAUGGAGCACCUGGACCAAAAGGACCGGCUGGACCAGCUGGACCAGCAGGAAAUCCCGGAGCCGAUGGACAACCAGGAGCACCAGGACAGGCUGGUCCUCAAGGACCCGCUGGUCCAGCUGGAAAUGAUGGACAGGCUGGAGCACCCGGAACUCCUGGACAGCCAGGAGGACCAGGACUACCUGGAAGUGAUGCCGCAUACUGCCCAUGCCCACCUCGUACCGCUGAUGUCGAGACUGGACCUCAAUCUCAGGGCUACAGACGCCGUUUCUCGAAGAAGAAAUGUAUUGCAAAAGCUUUUGCACGAUCGAUCAUCAAUAAACUUUCUACUCCACUUGUUUUCAUUCACAUGAAGAAUGUACAUUCUCAGACCGAUACCCAAGCUUUUGCUCCAUGGGGCAGAUAA